This is a messenger RNA of Monodelphis domestica (gray short-tailed opossum), 1493 nucleotides long. RefSeq names its product RNA polymerase I and III subunit C (gene POLR1C). Gene Ontology annotation, cellular component: RNA polymerase I complex; RNA polymerase III complex. The record is from RefSeq and is a predicted model, not a curated record. Gene Ontology annotation, biological process: DNA-templated transcription. NCBI's taxonomy places the organism in Eukaryota, Metazoa, Chordata, Mammalia, Didelphimorphia, Didelphidae. Gene Ontology annotation, molecular function: DNA binding; protein dimerization activity.
CCGUUCAGUCUCGCGAGACCCAGGCGCCGCUGGUCGCCACGGUGACGGCGCAAGGAAGCUAGUACAUGUGCAUUGUGGGCAAGCGGCUGUCACGUGGGCUCAAGAUGGCGGCCGCCGGAGCGGUGGAGGAAAUGCGGAGUCGCGUUGUGUUGGGGGAGUUCGGGGUUCGAAACGUCCAUACCACGGACUUCCCGGGAAAUUACUGCGGCUACGACGAUGCCUGGGACCAGAGCCGCUUCGAGAGGGAAUUCCGUGUGGAUGUGGUGCACAUGGAUGAAAACUCGCUGGAAUUUGACAUGAUUGGAAUUGAUGCUGCCAUUGCUAACGCUUUUCGGAGGAUCUUGUUAGCUGAGGUUCCAACCAUGGCUGUGGAAAAAGUCUUUGUGUACAACAAUACAUCCAUAGUGCAGGAUGAGAUACUGGCCCAUCGUUUGGGUCUCAUUCCCAUUCGAGCUGAUCCCCGGCUUUUUGAGUAUCGGAACCAAGGUGAUGAAGAUGGUACUGAGAUAGACACUUUGCAAUUUCAGCUGAAGGUCAAGUGUACUCGUAAUCCUCAAGCUGCCAAAGACUCCUCUGACCCCAAUGAACUUUAUCUUAAUCAUAAAGUAUACACCAAACACAUGACAUGGAUACCCCUGGGAAACCAAGCAGAUGUUUUCCCGGAAGGCACCAUUCGUCCUGUGCAUGAUGACAUCCUCAUUGCCCAGCUACGUCCUGGUCAGGAGCUUGACCUACUGAUGCAUUGUGUCAAAGGCAUUGGCAAAGAUCAUGCUAAGUUUUCUCCUGUGGCUACUGCUAGUUACAGAUUAUUGCCAGAUAUUACUCUGUUACAGCCAAUAGAAGGGGAAGCAGCUGAGGAACUGAGUCAAUGCUUUUCACCUGGUGUCAUUCAGGUGCAAGAUGUUAAAGGAAAAAAAGUAGCCACAGUUGCCAACCCCCGGCUGGAUACCUUCAGUAGAGAGAUCUUUCGGCAUGAGAACCUUAAGAAACUGGUGAGGCUGGCCCGAGUACGGGAUCACUACAUAUUCUCAGUGGAGUCAACAGGUGUCUUGCCCCCUGAGGUCCUGGUGAGUGAAGCCAUCAAAGUCCUAAUGGGAAAAUGUCGGCGCUUCAUGGAUGAAUUGGAUUCAGUUCAGAUGGACUAAGUGUCUUGCAGAGACAACAGCUUCCAAAAAGGAUAUGAAGCAUUGGUCGGAGUCGGUAGUCAGGAAUGCUGUUCAGGUUGAUAAAGGCAGAGUUGAGAAGCUGAGUGGCAAGGUCUUCAACAGUGUAGAAGUCUUGCUGCAUAGAAGAGCCUGCUUUCCCUAGGAUAUGGAAACUACAAAGGAAAAUUACCAGCAAAUUCAGUACCUACCAAUGCAAGUUCUUAAUGCUCAAGAAACUAAAAAACUGUAUCUGCUCCAGCUUAAUAGCCAUUUAAAUUAAUUUCUGAGUCAAGGGAUAACCAUCUUCUAAUCCCUAAUUAAUUAAAACGCUAUGACUUUAAAAUGAAA